GAGAGCGAGGCUGCGUCCGAAGCCUCAAUAUCUCAUAGUAUAGUAUUACUACCAAGUAUAUAUGUACGAAUGCAACGCCACAUGCUCAGUUCCUCAAUUACCUCCCGAGCUCGACGUCUUGAUGUCAUGCAGCUCUUUCCGGGGUGCGGAGAUGCACUCUGUAGGAUACAUCCUUCAAAAGCAAUCCUCCAUUGAUUCCAUUGAGAUUAGUCUGUACAUCCCGUAUCGACGUACCGGGGGAAGGUCGGCAUACAUCUGCACACCCCGACCUUCAUAGUACCGAUAUUCCCUGACCUCGCCUCG
This is a messenger RNA of Schizophyllum commune H4-8, 303 nucleotides long. RefSeq lists its product as uncharacterized. The record is from RefSeq and is a predicted model, not a curated record. The transcript is spliced from 2 exons. The coding region runs from base 62 to 277 and encodes 71 amino acids. Lineage: Eukaryota; Fungi; Basidiomycota; Agaricomycetes; Agaricales; Schizophyllaceae.